This is a messenger RNA of Ceratotherium simum simum (southern white rhinoceros), 4589 nucleotides long. It is a transcript of the gene XPR1, whose product is annotated as xenotropic and polytropic retrovirus receptor 1. Gene Ontology annotation, molecular function: inositol hexakisphosphate binding; phosphate transmembrane transporter activity. NCBI's taxonomy places the organism in Eukaryota, Metazoa, Chordata, Mammalia, Perissodactyla, Rhinocerotidae. Gene Ontology annotation, biological process: cellular response to phosphate starvation; phosphate ion transport. The record is from RefSeq and is a predicted model, not a curated record. Gene Ontology annotation, cellular component: plasma membrane; Golgi apparatus; cytoplasm.
CGGGGCGGGGCGGGGCUAUGGAGAGGAGGAGGAAGAUGGCGGGAGGGCGGCUCUGAGGAGACCUCGGCGGCGGCGGAGGAGGAGAGAAGCGCAGCGCCGCGCCGCGCCGGGGCCCAUGUGGGGAGGAGUCGGAGUCGCUGUUGCCGCCGCCGCCGCCGCCUGUAACUGCUGGACCCGAGUGGGAGUGAGGAGGAAACGGCAGGAUGAAGUUCGCCGAGCACCUCUCCGCGCACAUCACUCCCGAGUGGAGGAAGCAGUACAUCCAGUAUGAGGCUUUCAAGGAUAUGCUGUAUUCAGCUCAGGACCAGGCACCUUCUGUGGAAGUUACAGAUGAGGACACAGUAAAGAGAUAUUUUGCCAAGUUUGAAGAAAAAUUUUUCCAAACCUGUGAAAAAGAACUUGCCAAAAUCAACACAUUUUAUUCAGAAAAGCUCGCAGAGGCUCAGCGUAGGUUUGCUACACUUCAGAAUGAGCUUCAGUCAUCACUGGAUGCACAGAAAGAAAGCUCUGGUGUUACUACUCUUCGCCAACGCAGAAAACCAGUCUUCCACUUGUCCCAUGAGGAACGUGUCCAACAUAGGAAUAUUAAAGACCUUAAACUGGCCUUCAGCGAGUUCUACCUCAGUCUUAUCCUGCUGCAGAACUAUCAGAAUCUGAAUUUUACAGGGUUUCGAAAAAUCCUUAAAAAGCAUGACAAGAUCCUGGAAACAUCUCGUGGAGCAGAUUGGCGAGUGGCUCAGGUAGAAGUGGCCCCAUUUUACACGUGCAAAAAAAUCAACCAGCUCAUCUCUGAAACUGAGGCUGUAGUGACCAACGAACUUGAAGAUGGUGACAGACAAAAGGCUAUGAAGCGUUUACGUGUCCCUCCUUUGGGAGCUGCUCAGCCUGCACCAGCAUGGACUACUUUUAGAGUUGGCCUAUUUUGUGGAAUAUUCAUUGUACUUAAUGUUACCCUUGUGCUUGCCGCUAUAUUUAAACUUGAAACAGAUAGAAGUAUAUGGCCCUUGAUAAGAAUCUAUCGGGGUGGCUUUCUUCUGAUUGAAUUCCUUUUUCUACUGGGCAUCAACACAUAUGGUUGGAGACAGGCUGGAGUAAACCAUGUGCUCAUCUUUGAACUUAAUCCGAGAAGCAAUUUGUCUCAUCAACAUCUCUUUGAGAUUGCUGGAUUCCUCGGGAUAUUGUGGUGCCUGAGCCUUCUGGCAUGCUUCUUUGCUCCAAUUAGUGUCGUCCCCACAUAUGUGUAUCCACUUGUCCUUUAUGGAUUUAUGGCUUUCUUUCUUAUCAACCCCACCAAAACUUUCUAUUAUAAAUCCCGGUUUUGGCUGCUUAAACUGCUGUUUCGAGUAUUUACAGCCCCCUUCCAUAAGGUAGGCUUUGCUGAUUUCUGGCUGGCCGAUCAGCUGAACAGCCUGUCAGUGAUACUGAUGGACCUGGAAUAUAUGAUCUGCUUCUACAGUUUUGAGCUCAAAUGGGAUGAAAGUGGGGGCCUGUUGCCAAAUGAUCCAAAAGAACCAGAAAUUUGCCACAAAUAUUCAUAUGGUGUGCGGGCCAUUGUUCAGUGCAUUCCUGCUUGGCUUCGCUUCAUCCAGUGCCUGCGCCGAUACCGAGACACAAAAAGGGCCUUUCCUCAUUUAGUUAAUGCUGGCAAAUACUCCACAACUUUCUUCACGGUGACGUUUGCAGCCCUUUACAGCACUCAUAAAGAAUGGAAUCACUCAGACACCAUGGUGUUCUUUUACCUGUGGAUUGUCUUCUGCAUCAUCAGCUCCUGCUAUACUCUCAUCUGGGAUCUGAAGAUGGACUGGGGUCUCUUUGAUAAGAAUGCUGGAGAAAACACCUUCCUCCGGGAAGAGAUUGUAUACCCCCAAAAAGCCUAUUACUACUGUGCCAUUAUAGAGGAUGUGAUACUACGCUUUGCUUGGACUAUCCAAAUCUCAAUUACCUCCAUGACUUCAUUGGCUCAUUCUGGGGACAUCAUCUGUACUGUCUUUGCUCCCCUUGAGGUUUUCCGGCGAUUUGUGUGGAACUUCUUCCGCCUGGAGAAUGAACAUCUGAAUAACUGUGGUGAAUUCCGUGCUGUGCGGGACAUCUCUGUGGCCCCUCUGAAUGCAGAUGAUCAGACACUCCUAGAGCAGAUGAUGGACCAGGAUGACGGGGUACGAAACCGCCAGAAGAACCGGCCAUGGAAGUAUAGCCAGAGCAUAUCCUUGCGCCGGCCUCGCCUUGCUUCUCAAUCCAAGGCUCGUGACACUAAGGUAUUGAUAGAAGACACGGAUGAUGAAGCUAACACUUGAAUCCUCUGACAUCUAGAUUAACAUCCCUGGUUUUUCUACUCUACAAUUCUUUCCUCGACCAACGCAACCUCUAGUACCUUUCCAACCGAAAACAGGAGAAGACACAUAACACAUUUUCCGAGCUCUUCCAGAUCGGAUCCUAUGGACUCCAAACAAGCUCACUGUGUUUCUUUUCUUUUCUUCUGGUUUAAUUUUCGUUUUCUAUUUUUAAAACAAAUAUUUACUUCCUUUUGCCAAUCAGAGGACAUUUUAAGGAACAAAAACAUAGUAUCUUAGGGAUUGUUUACAAUCACAAGGACACAGAUACCUAUCAGGAUGAAGAACAGGUAUUGCAAGGACCCUCUGAUGGGACAGUACCGAGAUACUUUGGCUUCCGCUUGGCCCGGUUUUGACUGGUUGAAACCGGACACUGGUUUUUAAAUUUUUUGUCAGUUUAUGUGGAGAAUUUUUUCCUUUCCUUCAUACCCAGCGCAAAAGCACUGGCUGCACUUGCAGGGAAAGUGCACCUUAGAGCAGUACCUUCAUUCACGAAGCUACUUUUUAAUUUGAUGUAACUUUUCUUAUUUUGGGGAGGGUUGCUGGGUGGGUGGGGUAUAUGAUGUAUUUGUUACAUAUAGUUUUCUCAUUAUUUAUGAAACUUAACCAUAAAAGAAUGAUAUAACUCCUGUGCAAUGAAGGUGAUAACAGUGAAAGGAGACAGGGGAAACUAAUAUUGGACAGCAUUUAUGAGGGUUUAGUCCACAAUACCUCUUUCAUGAGACAACUUGCACCAGUUUGACUUUUUCUUUUCUUUCUUUUUAAUUUUAAGCCAAAGUUUUAUUACUGACUUUUUAAGUUGCUGCUGCUUUAAAAUCCUGAGCAUGUCUUUCCUAACAAAGCAUCCACACACUUCCAUAUAGCCGGUGGAAAUUUAUUGAAGAGGUCUGAUGCAUUUUGUUUUAAAGAACAGAUAUGGAAUACAUUUGCCCAUAUUCCAACCAUAACAACUGAAGUUUUGCCUUGUUAAACUUCAGCAUGUAGGGUAAUUGAAGUAAUAACCUUUACUUACUCUAAAUUAGAAGACAAAGCUAUUUCAGAGACUCUCUACACCCCCAUUGGAUAGUUUUUCUUCUGGGCUCACUUACUUUAGCCAGAAUUUGAUCAAAUUAAAAGUCUGUCUUGGGGAAACUAUAUUUUUGAGAGCAUAGAACAAAUUAUCCUUCCUCUUCCACAUUACAUUGAUAAAACAGACCUUGGCAGCCAUUUCUCCCAGCAGUUUUAAAGGAUGAACAUUGGAUUUCAUGCCAUCCUAUGAUAGAAAACCUGCUUUUAAGAUUUUUUGGGUCUAAACUUGGUCAUACACAAAAAAUAUAUUUCUUAGACAUUUCAGACUAUCACGGUCUGUACACAAUGCCCAUUUUUACUUCUUUGUAUAAUUUCUUUCCUAUGUUCCUAAGUCAUCCAAAUAAGCCCAAAAACCGUAAGGGAUUUUACUUCCUUGAAUAUGGUUGGCAUUAAAUUUAGCAUUUCACUGUCUAACAAAAUUAAUAUAAAUACUAGUAAAAAGUAAAGUGUGUUUUAAUCCUCCCUUCCCCCCCAAAUCCAGAUGAAGAUUCCAAAGUCAACAUUAGUGGAUUUCAUGAAAGUAAAUUACUUAUGUUGUUUUCAGCUUAAUUUUAGAGGAACAAAUGAGUGGAAGGGCGGCUGUCAUCACUGACUUAGUCUUAGAAACAUGUGGUUACUGCCCCCUUAAUAUACCCCUUUUGUCAUCAGCUCUUCUGUGCAUGACAAGUCUUUACUCAUCUCUGUCAUAAUUCCAGUAGAUUAUAUUAAAGUUACUGUUACUACCAAAAUUCUAUCAGUUAACUGAUAGUUUCUCUUUAAAGGAAUUUCUUCCAUCUUUAUUUUGACAAGCUUCCAAAAUUUGUUCCCUUUCUGAACUGAGAUUUUUUUUUUUCCCCUGAAAAGUCAUACAACUUUGUGGCUUUAUUGCUUUUUUAUGCUUUGCCAGGCGUGUUCUUUGGCCCAAAACUGAAGAGAAAAAGUUUAAUUACUUUUUUUUAAGUUAAAAUAAAUUAAAUCAUUUGUAAUAAUCAGUGGUAACAAGUUAGUGACCCUUAAUAGAUUAAAGGUUGCAUUAUUUAUACUUGGGAUUUUUUUUUUUUUAACUAUUCUGUUUUUGUACUUUAAAACUAUGGGGGAAAUAUCACUGGUCUGUUAAGAAAUAGCAGUAAUUAUUACUGAGUUAUAUCAAUAAGUCCAGUGGACCAGUCAUUUCUUGUACAAAUAAAAUUGGUGGUACAGUGUGUAUCCAGA